AUUUAUUGCGUAAAUUAUCAUUUCUUUCUAUAUCCAUCCCUUCGUCCUUUCAUGUCUACUAGUACUCCAUUGCAUCUCUAGAGUCAGAAAAUACAUGAAAUGCUGGGCAACAGGUCUAUAUCGGCACUGUUGAAAUCUCAUCUUGAUAGAUGUUGGUGAUGGACCGAGACAUCGCCUUGGAGAAGGCAUUGAUACGCAUAGCCACCGCGGCCCAGCGAGAACAAUCGAAUUGGAAUGUGAAUCCCUUCUAUAACGCCGAGCACGCCCAGCUUCCUUGGAUAGAAUCCAUCGUAGCUGUUUCCGAGGCUGGCCAUAUCCAAUGUUUGGUUAUGCUUGGCUCCCUUCUAUGGACCUCCUUUCGACUUCUAAACCGCGCCUACGCGAGGAGGCCACUUCCGCGUCAUGUGGCCUCAGCUAUUCGGUGGCCUUGGGAAGCCUGCGCUCUCGCCAGUCGCACCGCUUCCCUAUCGUUCCUUGCUCUAGCUGCCGCCAAGGGUGAAACGACCUGGCUCAAUGCAGCCUGCGUCACCUACGCCUUAGCCAUCGGAUUAUUUAGACUCGUCGAUGACUUGGAGUGGAGACAUAUAGCCCUUCAGCAGGUCAACUUUGUCCUCAUUGCUACCUUGCUCCUCUUAGCCGCUCCGACUGUGCUGCCCUGCACGAAUGCUCGUCAGGCAUGUUUCGUCGAAGGCCCCUUGAUGGGUGCCCUGAUGAGCCUUGUCCUCUCGGUCUUGGUCGCCCUCUUCACGCCUCGAGAAUGGGUGCCACCCUCUCUCAGGUACGAUUUGCCCAAGGGUGCAGUCGACAAGGAUCCGGCACCAGAGGAGACUUGCAGCUGGGCCCAGUACUUUCUGACCUACGACUGGCUGACGCCGUUGAUCUGGAAGGGCACCCGAGGUGCGGUUACAUUGGAUGACCUACCUAGAAUUGCCUGGUACGACGAUCCGCUGCUUCUCCUGUCCAAGGUGAAGGAUGCGCGAGCCAAGGGAAAGUCGACCUUUUGGACGCUGUUGCGGCUAUUGCACGAAGAAGUGACCAUGAUGGCCUGCUUUAUAGCCUCUGCCUACAUCCUUGAGCUUAUCGCCCCCUUUGCCCUCUAUCGACUUCUCUCCUAUCUGGCGGAUCCGCAGGGCUCCGUCAUUCGCCCGUGGGUUUGGCUCUUGCUCAUGUUCUCUGGACCGAUUUCGCGGUCCGUUGUCUUCCAGCAGUAUAUCUUCACUUCAACCAGGUUGAUAGUUCGCGUUAAGUCUGCCAUGACCCAGGAGCUUUACCACAGAGCCAUGUCCUCCAGGGAAGUUGAAGACGACAUCUUUUCCGUCUCAGCGACCACGUCUCCGUCUCCGUCGCCGUCUGCCUCCACCUCUACCAGGAAAUCUAGAGGGAGCCGAAAGGCGGCUCAGACAUCCACCUCGGCCGGUCGACUAGCCAACCUGAUGGCCGCCGACGUCGACGCUCUCUGGGGUUCUCGCGACAUCGUCAUGAUCUGCAUCGGUCUGCCCAUAGGUACCGCAGCAGCCAUAGUUGGGCUGUUCAAGAUCCUCGGGUGGCCCUCGAUCGUCGGCGCUUUUGUUCUCCUGCUUGCCUCUCCCAUUUCCAUCUUCAUAGCCCAACUCAUGGCCAAGGUUACCCGCACGGUGCGCCGAGCCCAGGACUCUCGGAUAUCCCUCGUUUCCGAGUAUCUGUCCUCCAUUCGGGCCAUCAAGUACUUUGCCUGGGAGGAUGCUGCCAUUGGGAAGAUUCAGGACGCCCGCGCUAUCGAGCAACGGCAUCUCUGGCGCGUCUCUGCGCUCUACGUCAGCCUCAGCCAAGUCACUCAGCUCAUCCCCUACAUUGCCCUGCUGCUCAUGUUCUCGCUUCAUGUCGUCGUGAGGAAGCAAAAGCUGGAUGCUGCCACAGCUUUCACCACGGCCCAGCUGGUGAAAAACAUACGCAAGAAUAUCACGCAGGCUGGAAGUCUCUCCAGGAAUGUUACCGCAGCCAUGGUAGCUCUCGACCGCCUUGACAGGUACUUCGAGAGUACGGUGGUCAUGGAAAAAUACGCCGAGGGCCCGCUUCGGAUCCAGGACGGCUUGUUUAGGCGCAAUGCGCUCGCCACGUUCAGAUUACAGAAUGUGUCUGUCACCUUCGUUGAAGGCGGUCUCAAUGUCGUAGCCGGUCACAGUGGUAGCGGUAAGACGACCUUACUCCUUGCCAUCCUGGGAGAAGCCGAGAGACUCGGGGGUAUGGUCACCAGACCUCGAGAUGUGGCUUUUGCGCCACAAACGACGUGGUUACAGAACGAGACGAUCCGAGAGAAUAUCCUCUUCCAGGCCCCGUUCGAGAAGGCCCGUUAUGAUCGGGUCCUGGAAGCCUGUUGCUUGCUGUUAGACUUAAACCAGAUGGACCAUUGGGACCAGACCGUCGUCGGUGAGAACGGCGCAUCCCUCUCGGGCGGCCAGAAGGCGAGGAUAGCCUUGGCCAGGGCUCUAUACUCCAAGGCGCCGUUGAUCUUGCUGGACGACAUCUUCUCUGCCUUGGAUUCGAAGACGUCGGCUUUACUCUGGGAGCGAUGCUUCUGCACGGACAUGCUGAAAGGUAGGACAACGGUAUUGGUAGCACAGCAGCCUUGGGUAGCGCUCCAGUCGGAUCUCUGUAUCAUUCUCGAGAACGGCACCGUCUCGAGUGUUGAACAGAAUAUCGGGGUCGUGCGCCACGCCGUGGCUUCCGCCUUUCCGGAAGAGGAAGGGGGCGACGAGAUGGCAGGACUUGAGAUGAGGGCAGAAGGGCCCGAGUCGGAACUCGAAAGCCGAAGCGACUCUUCACUCCACGACACGUCCAAGACGGCGGGCCACCAAGGCGAGAAAGAUCUGGUGGCACAGGAGAUGAAGGCGAGCGGGAAGAACACUCGCCUCACGUUCUUCAAGUACAUGACCUAUUUUGGGGGCCCGCUCUAUGCCAUCGCUUGUAUCCUGCUCCAACUGUGCUCGAACCUCGCUUGGAUGGCUAGUUCGCUAUGGCUGUCCGUGUGGGUUGAAGCCUAUUCGAAAGAGGAGGCAGUCAACAUCGCAUUCUAUCUCGGGGUGUAUGCCGCCUUUGCCGCUGCCGAGAGAGUGAGUUCGGCCGCCAUCAUUCUAGCCUACGAGAACGGCGCCUGGCGUGCGGCCCGAAAACUGCACAACGACUUCAUCAGGGCCGUGAUGGGGGUCUCCUUGUCCUGGUUUAAGAAUGUCCCCGUCGGGAGAGUCAUCAACCGGUUUUCUCGGGAUAUGUACUCCCUCGACUCGAUGGUUAGCACUCAGCUCCGGAACUUCCUCGACUACGGCAUGAACCUGCUCUUCCGCAUCGGUGCCAUCAGCUCUAUUUUACCCAUUUUCGUUGUACCGGCGGCUGUGACCUGUUUCGUCGGCGUCAUCGUGGGCGAGAUGUAUACCAGGACCGCGGUGACGGUGAAGAAACUGGUGUCCUCUGCCCAGUCGCCAGUAUUCACACAAUUCUCGGAUACAUUGGCUGGCCUGGCGGUUAUACGGGCUCGGGAGGGGAUGACCGAAGCGUUUGGCGAGGCGCUAGCCGAGAGACUACGGGUGUGGUCUCGUGCGGCGGAGGCGAAUUAUAACUGCAAUCGCUGGGUAGCCAUGCGAGUGGAUUUCAUAACGGCUCUCGUGGGGCUUUGCGCCGGGGUCAUCGCCGUUUCCAAGGCGGGCGUCGUGGCUGCAGGACUCGUAGGUUUCUCUCUAACCAAUGCGACGGGACUGAGCCAGACGAUCUUGCUGCUGGUCCGCAGUAUGAACGACCUCGAGGUCGAGCUCCAGAGUUUCAUUAGGGUUCGUGAGUAUGCAGGUCUCGAGCCGGAGGAUAAGUCGGACAAGUCUUACGCCGAAGAGGGUGAAUAUGCCGACGAGGAGUCGCAUGUCAUACCUCAAGACUGGCCGGCAACCGGUCGCGUCGAGUUGCGGAAUGUCACCAUUCGUUAUGAACCGGAUGGACCUGAUAUCCUCGCGGAUGUCAACCUUACCUUCGAAGCGGGAGAGCGGGUGGCCAUUGUAGGGAGGACGGGAUCUGGCAAGAGCACGCUGGUCUUGUCCUUGCUGCGUUUUACCCACAUAGUAUCGGGGCAGAUCUUGUACGACGGCAUCGACGUUACGAAGAUACCCCGCCGGAGACUACGGGAAGCCCUCACGAUUAUCCCCCAGGAGGCAGUGCUAUUCAAUGGCACUGUCGAGUCAAACUUGGACCCAACCGGGCGAGUGCCGGAGGACGACCUCAAAAGGGCCUUGCAGUCUUGCCAAGGCAUUGCGGCAUUCAAGCAACAACAAACCAACGGCGUCCAUACCCUUCAGACCAACGGUAACGGCAACGGCAACGGCAACGCUAACGGUAACGGUCACAACCACGACGGCGAGCGCAGGAACGCGAACGGAUAUUGUUCCCCAAUGACGGAAUUCGACCUAGAUACGCACGUCAACCCCAAGGGCGAGAACUUUUCGCACGGGCAGCGACAGGUGCUGUCGCUCUGCCGUGCCCUGGUGCGUAAAAGCCCGCUGAUGCUCUUGGACGAGGCGACGGCGAGUAUGGAUUACGAGACGGACCGAGGAAUACAGGAGGUGCUUCGGAAAGAGCUAGACGAGGCGGGCGGGGGCCGGACGCUGGUGACGAUCGCACACCGGCUGAGGACGAUUAUCGACUACGAUAUGGUGGUGGUCAUGAGUGGCGGACGAGUGGCAGAGGUGGGAAGUCCCAGUGAAUUGUAUGCCAAGGGAGGACUCUUUACGGAGAUGGUGUUGCAUAGCGGGGAGAGCGAUGAGUUGAUAGAAGCGUUGAAGACAACGAGGGAAGCGGAGUGAGCCUUGGAAUAGCAUGAUCAGAACCAUAAAAGCUACAGGGUAAAUCCGGAAGGGGUUAGAUACAUG
Molecule: messenger RNA, 4886 nt
Organism: Sodiomyces alkalinus F11
Lineage: Eukaryota; Fungi; Ascomycota; Sordariomycetes; Glomerellales; Plectosphaerellaceae
Product: ATP-binding cassette transporter abc1
Exons: 5
Coding region: 150-4820 (1556 amino acids)
Biological process (GO): transmembrane transport
Cellular component (GO): membrane; fungal-type vacuole
Molecular function (GO): ATP binding; ATP hydrolysis activity; ABC-type peptide transporter activity
Source: RefSeq, a predicted model, not a curated record